GGUCCUUCCGUUUGGUAUUGAACACUGCUUCGGCCAACGAAAUUCGCUGGCAUGUUGAGCACUACAAGGGCCGUGGUGUCAUGAAGGACUUCGACAGUGCUUACGAUCUCGCUAAGGAGAUGGGCAUUCCGGCUUCUACCUUGGAGCAGACCUUCAAGGAUUACAAGGAGGUUGCCAGUAAACAGGAGGCCAACCCCGAUGGUGGUGAGUAUGAUGCCUAUCCGACCGGUAAGACCUUCGAUAAGUUCGGCAAGAAGUUCUUCACGAACUACGACUUCAAGAUGGACGAUCACUAUAGCGUCGCCAUUGUCACUCCUCUUGUUCACUACUGCAUGGGUGGUCUCAAGAUCGACACGGCCGGUCGCGUCAUUAGCAAGGAGACGAAGAAGCCAAUUCGUGGUCUCUAUGCUGCCGGUGAAGUUAUGGGAGGUGUCCAUGGCAACAACCGUUUGGGCGGUAACUCGCUUCUCGAUUGUGUUGUCUUCGGUCGCUUGACUGCUGACGAUGCUUGUGAGGGUCUCCUUGGUCUCAAGAAGAGCGUCUCUCUGCCUGCUCUUGCUAAGGCACCUGCUAGCGUACCCAAGAAGGUUGCUCAAGCUAAGGUUGCUGCGGCUCCUGCUGCUCCUGUUGUACACGGUUACACUAAGGAGGAAGUCGCUAAGCACACCACUGAGAGUGAUUGCUGGGUUAUCAUCAAUGGCCAGGUCUUGAACGUAACGAACUUCCUUCCAGAACAUCCUGGUGGAAAACUUGCCAUCAUGACCUUUGCAGGCAAAGAUGCUAGUAAGGAGUUCAACAUGAUCCAUCCAUCUGAUGUCAUUGAGAAGUAUGCCCCCGAUUGUGUCCUCGGUCCUGUUGUUGACAAGGCUACUGCUGCUGCUGCUCCUGU
Messenger RNA from Perkinsus marinus ATCC 50983, 889 nucleotides. RefSeq names its product succinate dehydrogenase, putative. Gene Ontology annotation, molecular function: heme binding. The annotation marks the transcript as partial. NCBI's taxonomy places the organism in Eukaryota, Perkinsozoa, Perkinsida, Perkinsidae. The transcript has a single exon. The record is from RefSeq and is a predicted model, not a curated record.